Exophiala aquamarina CBS 119918 is the source of this 1230-nucleotide messenger RNA. RefSeq names its product tyrosinase. The record is from RefSeq and is a predicted model, not a curated record. Gene Ontology annotation, molecular function: oxidoreductase activity. The transcript is spliced from 4 exons. Bases 1 to 1230 code for a protein of 409 amino acids. Lineage: Eukaryota; Fungi; Ascomycota; Eurotiomycetes; Chaetothyriales; Herpotrichiellaceae.
AUGAGGAUCUCUUCCAUCUCCCUUAGCAUGUUGUUGGUGGUGCAAGCAUUAUGCGCUGCUACACCUAGGGACGACGACUAUAGCCAGCUGGCAGCCCUCCUGCAGGAAGCUCAAGAAGUUGCCAAGGGGGAAUUGGCGGACACCGAAUCGAACGCUACAUCGAACGCUGGAUCAAAGCGCUCUGUAGAAGGUAGCUGCACUCUGCAAAACUUGUCAAUCAGGAGGGAGUGGAGCACUCUGUCAAAGCAGGACAGGGAGGCCUACACAGCUGCUUGCAACUGCCUGGCUUCUAAGCAACCUAGGACUCCAGCAUCUUCUGCUGGUGGUGCCAAGUCACGAUGGGAUGACUUCACUGCAACACAUAUCGCACAGACGCCGUUCAUCCACUUCACUGGGAACUUCUUGUCAUGGCAUCGAUGGUUCGUAUAUCAGAUGGAACAUGCCCUGCGCAAUGAAUGCGGCUACAGGGGUCCUAUGCCAUAUUGGGACUGGGCGCAAACCGCUAUAACUGGCUUGCAGAAUCACCCUCUUUUUGACGGGUCAGAGUACUCAAUGAGCGGUGAUGGGGCCAAGGUCGAGCAGAGCGGCGAGAUCAUUGUAUCUCAACCAACGCUUCCUACGAUCCACCUACCACUUGGUAAUGGCGGUGGCUGUAUUAAGUCAGGACCGUUCAAGGACUGGAAGGUAAACCUCGGACCCCAACAACUCUCCCUGCCUGGAGGAGCUGUUGUCGGCCCUCCAUCGGGCAAUCCUCUUGACUACAACCCUCGCUGUCUCAAGCGUGACUUGACUGAUUAUAUCAACAAGCGCUACGCCAAUGCUACCUCGGUGCUGAGGACACUCGCUGAAAAGACUAUCGUCAAUUUCCAGGCCAGAAUGCAAGGCAACCUCGACCUCGUGAACGGCGACAUCGGCAUUCACGGUGGUCCUCAUUACACUCUGGGUGGUGAUCCAGGUCGCGAUGUUGGUGUCUCGCCGUCUGAUCCAAUGUUCUUCUUGCACCACGGCGGUAUUGAUCGUGCAUGGUGGAUCUGGCAGAUGCUCGACACAAAAAACAGAGUGUAUGGCAAUAACGCUCUCAACGGCACGGGCACCUUCUUGAACUUGCCACCAAGCCCUCCGCAGACCUUCGACACAACGAUUGAAAUUCCAUGGGUGACUAAUCAAGUCGUCAAACUGAGAGAUUUAAUGUCCACGACAGCAGGACCGUUCUGCUACAUCUACCUCUAG